Molecule: messenger RNA, 7486 nt
Organism: Micropterus salmoides (largemouth bass)
Lineage: Eukaryota; Metazoa; Chordata; Actinopteri; Centrarchiformes; Centrarchidae
Gene: rad54l2
Product: RAD54 like 2
Exons: 22
Coding region: 200-4690 (1496 amino acids)
Cellular component (GO): nucleus
Molecular function (GO): ATP hydrolysis activity; ATP-dependent chromatin remodeler activity; ATP binding
Source: RefSeq, a predicted model, not a curated record
GUUUGAGUUUAACUGCGGCGUCCUAACGUUACCUAACAGUUAGCCGAAGUGUUAGCCUGGUUGUAAUCCAGGCUAGCAUUAGCUACGUGAACGUUACACAAUAUAAGAUUGGUAUCUCCCUACGACAGCCAACAAAACAGUGGGUUCGGGCUCCUGAUGAAGGUGUGUAGGUAAUACUUUGAGAGCCUGGUAAGACGCCAUGUCUGAAGAGGCGAUUUCAGAAAGUGACCUGGAGCCCAGCCUUAACAGUGAAGAGGAGUAUUUGGAAAAUGAGGAAGAGGAGGACAUUGAGGACAUGGAGGAAGAUGAGGAUGAAAAUGAUGGAGACGACGAAGAUGAUAGUGUUGAACGACCCGGGAGUACUGAAACAGCUCAGGAUGGCAGGGAUUCCGCUUCAGCUACCUCCGGAGAGCCAUCCUCAGAGCCUCCGUCUCAGCCUGCGUCCCGUCCAUCCUCCAGACCUGCCUCCCGCUCCCAGCCUCCAACGAGCCCGGAAAACUCGAGCCAGAGCAAGCCACUCUCUAGCAAAACAAAGAAACAAAAAGCCUCCAAAUUAACCAAAUCCUCAAAGUCUUCAAAAGGCUCCAAACCUUCAAAGCCAUCUAAGCCUGCACACAUGAGGAAGAAUAUCAGAAAACUGCUGAAAGAGGAUCAGCUGGAGGCUGGGACUAAGGCUGCUCAACAGGAGGAGAUGGAGAGGCGAAAACGUCUGGAGCAGCAGAGGAAGGACUUCCCUACGCCAGCCCCAACUGUCCCAGACUCACAGCUAGUGGACACUGCUUCACUUUUGGGAGAAGUAUCUCACUUGGUCCCUGCUCUCCUGAGCAAGCAGGAUGUGAUCUGUCUGGACAGCAGUGCAGAUGAAGAGGAAAAAGUGGACCCCACACUGCCGGAACAUGCCAUUAGAGAUGAUGUAAUCGAGCUCAGUUCUGGGGACGAGGACGCCCUGCAGAUAAGCAGUGAGUCGGCCGACGAGGAUGCUGAUGGUGCCACCGGCUCAGAUGAGAGCAGCGGGGCACACAUCAACGACGCUCUGAAUCUGCCUGAUGCCCAGGGUCGAGUGCUGGUUAAUAUAAAUCACCCCGCAGAGGAGAAAGACAUUUACCUCGCUCCACAGCUGGCCAGGGCCGUCAAACCUCACCAGAUCGGGGGAAUCCGGUUUCUCUAUGAUAACCUCAUCGAGUCUCUGGAGCGGUAUAAGACCAGCAGUGGCUUUGGCUGCAUCCUCGCUCACAGCAUGGGGUUGGGCAAGACUCUGCAGGUCAUCUCCUUCAUUGACAUCCUACUGAAGAAUACUGAGGCUCACACUGUGCUGGCCAUUGUUCCUGUGAACACACUUCAGAACUGGCUGACGGAGUUUAACCUCUGGCUCCCACCCCAAGAGUCCCUCUCCCCAGACACUGACCCUGCACUCCUCACAGGCCGCCAGUUCAAAGUUCACAUCCUCAAUGACGAGCACAAAACAACGCUGGCCCGGGCCAAAGUUGUAGAUGAGUGGUCCAGAGAUGGAGGGGUGUUGCUGAUGGGUUAUGAGAUGUACCGCCUGCUGUCCAUGAAGAAGAGUUUUGUGAUGGGCAAGAAGAGGAAAUCGAAGAAGGCCGCGGGGCCAAUCAUCAUUGACCUGGAUGAAGAAGAUAGACAGCAGGAACUCAUGAAAGGUAUUGAAAGGGCCAUCGCGCGGCCUGGCCCAGAUGUGGUGAUAUGUGACGAGGGUCAUCGCAUUAAGAACUACCAUGCCAGCACAUCACAGGCUCUGAAGAACAUCCGCUCCCGGCGCAGAGUAGUCCUGACAGGUUACCCGUUGCAGAACAACCUCAUCGAGUACUGGUGCAUGGUGGACUUUGUUAGACCCGACUUUUUAGGCACGCGUCAGGAGUUCAGCAACAUGUUUGAGCGGCCCAUUCUGAACGGACAGUGCGUGGACAGCACGCCUCAAGAUGUCCGCUUGAUGCGCUACCGCAGCCACGUGCUGCACAGCCUGCUGGAGGGUUUUGUCCAGAGACGUGGUCACGAUGUGCUGCGAGACCAGCUUCCCUCCAAGGAGGAGCAUGUGAUCCUGGUGCGGCUCUCUCCCGUUCAGAGGGCGCUGUAUACCGAGUUCAUGAAACGCUUUAGAGAAGCAGGGAACAGUGGCUGGCUCGGUCUAAACCCACUCAAGGCCUUCUGUGUAUGCUGCAAGAUCUGGAAUCACCCAGACGUCCUCUAUGAAGCCCUGCAAAAGGAGAAUCAGGCCAACGAGCAGGACCUGGACCUGGACGACAUUACUUCGGCUAGUAACCCCCGCUGCCUCAAAGCCAAAGUAGCCGACUCGAGCAACAGCAAAGUCAACAACACUCUGCCACCACUCAAUCCCUCUCAGGAUAGAGCCAAUCAAGUCAUCACAUAUGAAUGGGCAAAGGACAUAAUGUCAAACUACCACACAGGAGUUCUGGAGAACUCUGCCAAGAUGGUUCUGCUUUUCCAUUUGAUUGAUGAGAGUGUGAGAAGAAAAGACAAGAUUUUGGUCUUCAGUCAAAGUUUGUCCACCCUGAGUGUCAUUGAGGACUUCUUAUCAAAGAGACCCAUGCCAGCAGGCAUCGCCUCCUCUGACGCCCAGAGCCAAAACUGGGUUCGCAACCUCAACUACUACAGACUGGAUGGGAGUACAUCUGCCUCAGAAAGAGAGCGACUGAUCAAUCAGUUUAAUGACCCAGAGAACAACACAACAUGGGUCUUCCUACUUUCUACAAGAGCGGGCUGCUUGGGGGUUAAUAUGAUCGGGGCCAACCGCGUUGUUGUGUUUGAUGCCUCCUGGAACCCAUGCCACGAUGCCCAAGCGGUGUGUAGGGUGUACCGCUAUGGUCAGAAGAAACCCUGCUACAUUUACCGCCUUGUCUGUGAUUUCACCUUGGAGAAGAAGAUAUACGACAGACAAGUCUCCAAACAGGGCAUGUCUGACCGUGUGGUGGAUGACCUGAACCCAGUGCUGAACUUCACUCGUAAGGAAGUGGAGUCGUUGCUGCAUUUUGUGGAAGAGGAACCUGACCAAAUCUCCCUGUCAUCCCGGGAGGACUUUGAAGCAGUGAUGUACCAAGCAUGUCAUCUUUACCCACACCUCAUCACCAAGCAACCUUUCCCUCACGAGUCUCUGCUGGUGGACCGCAAGGAGUCAAAACUGACCAAAGCAGAGAAGAGAGCAGCUAAGAAGAGCUACGAGGAUGAGAAACGAGCCUCUGUCCCCUACUCUCGCCCAUCGUACGCCCCCUAUUACCCAACCAACGAUCAGUCGCUCACAAACAUACCAGCCUUUAACCAACGCGGCUGGCGUCCCACGGCAAGACCAGACGAUAAGCCUGUGGCAAGCGUCAGGCCAAUCCAGUCGACCCCAGUUCCCAUGAUGCCUCGCCAGGUGGGCAUGGGCAUGGCUGGCUCCAGCUCUGCUGGCAGCCUGCCUGUCAACUUCCUGCAGAAAGCUGGAGUGUAUGUGCAGAGGAUCGUCACCACAACUGAUAUUGUAAUCCCAGGAGCCAACAGCUCAACAGAUGUUCAAGCUCGCAUUACUGCAGGAGAGAGCAUCCAUGUUAUCAGAGGAUCUAAAGGUACCUACAUUAGGACGAAUGAUGGAAGAAUUUUUGCCAUUCGAUCUGGGAAGAUCAGCAGACCAGCAGGCGGGGGGUCAGCUGCUUCAAGAGACACCCAGAGUUCCCUGAUCCAUCCAGUUAGUAAUGGCUGUUCAUCCCCUGUGGACCAACAGCAGCAAUCCCCCAAUGGGCAGCAGCGGCCCUCCUCUCCCUUAAGCUCUGAGAUUCUCAGAGAGAUCAGCCGCUACACGACAUCCACAGGUGAUGCCUCCACUGGGGUGGGGAAUGAAUUGCAGUCACCGUCAGACGUGUCGGCUGCAACAGCAGGGGAUGGAGGCAGUUUGCAGAACAAUCAGACUGGUGAUCUCGGCAGGCAGGUCGGUGAUGACCUGCUGAGCUCUGCUUUAGAGAUGCGUGCCAGCAAACGCAGGAGUACUGAAAGCGAGGGCAACACACAAAUAGGAAGCAAACGCACAUCUGCUGCAACACAUUUUGCUGGACUGUCCAUGGGCUCCAGUGGCCUCAGCUUUCCUCCCGUGGGUCUGAACUCCUCCUCCUUGCUGGGGAACCUUAGUCACAUGAGUCAUCCACUUCUGAUGGGUGGUAGUGGUGGAUCGUCAUUCCGUCAGACACCAGGACAAACACUGGCUGACCUACAGACAAUGUUCCCCUCUGCAAGUUCGGACCUACUGAGACAGUCUGCCACAGGGAACGGACACCUUCCCGUUCCCUCCUCGUCCUCUUUGCCCACUGUUUUCUCCUCGGCGUCCACCACCAUUCCUAUGUCAUCUACACCCUCGGCAGCAACUUCUUCCUCCCUGGCGUCAGGUUCUCUGCCUCCGUACUUGAUGAAUCCCAACAUGUCUGGCUUGCUUUCGUCAGGCUUCCCUCUCAACUACAGUCAGUCGCUGCUCCCUGAGCCGAGAAUGUUCCCCUCCCCUCUCCUCUCCCGGUCUGGAGGAUUCUCUGCGCCUAACUCCAGCUCUGCUACAUCCAGUUUCCUCUCCCAUUUCAACAACCCAACUUCCAGCCUGCUGGGUGCAGCUCUAACCCAGCCGGACAGACAUCAGAGUAAGGAGAAUGGCAGCAGCAGUUCUGAUGACGACGUUAUAGAGGUGACAGGACAGUAGAGACUCCUGAAGAGGCAUUUUCACACGCAAUUUUAUCAAUCAUGGUUAACAAAGUACAUUAGGGAUGGGAAUGAUUAAACAAACUAAAGAAAUUCUUUUAUAUUAUCUGCCUUAACCUCUAAAUUGAUGAUUGAUGGUAAAAUGCAUUGUUAUAUUCUGAAUGUGUAAACGCAUCAGAGUACAAGGGCGGUCAAGAGGUGGAAAAGGGGAAUUUCUACAAUGAGUAAAAAAACUAACUUUUCAGGAACUAAAAAUUUAUGUUUAUCCUGGACACAUACAAUGUUAGAAAAGAUUGUGAAGUUCAAAUCACGUCAGAGGGGGGCCAAAAAAAGAACAUUCCCAUUCCUAAUGGUCUCAUUAAACGACUAACACACACACACACACACACACACACACACACACACAGACUCUCACCUGCAAAUGAGAGAAUCAACUUGUACCUUAAUGACUUAACGAAGUCAGAGUAAAAAUCCUUAUGCUGAAUAUCCCAGACUUGUUCAGCUGGAGCAUCAGAGCAGUGGGAACAGGCCUUUGUCGUACGGGGACCAGCUGAAUCUUUCGGGGUGGCGCUUUUUGAGCACAGCCUCUCCUGCUACACUUUUAAGCAAGGCCUCGCUGGGCUGUUACUUUAAUUUCCUCUGAAUUCAGGUGGAAUAAUGUGAUGAAAACCUGUUUGAUUGUCUCAUGACUUAUUGCUGUGAAACAGUCAAGGGCAAAGCAAAAUUUGACUUGCUGUUACACGUGUCAGCCGUACUCACGCGCUGAACACUAACUUACUCAUUUUUCUUCAGCACAGUUUCCUUGUUCUAGUAAACAAAACUGGAAAGCUACAUACUACACAAUAACAGCGGCUACAGAAUGUGGCGUUAAUAUUUCCUCAAAAUCCAGUUCACAAUAUAUUUAGAGAAAAUCCUUCAAGUCUUACCUUUAUCAACAAAUUUUAGGCUUUCGGAGCAUAUUUUAAUCUUUAGCAAUUUGAUAGACAUUGUAGCAUCCCCUGUUGAAAGGAUAUUAUGUGUGAUACUAUAACUGAACAUGUUGAUACUUUGUAAAUAGCAGUCAUUAUCAUUGUUUAUAUUACAAGUCAAUACUGUGCAGUGUGUAGAUUUUGGUUGUAGGGAGACGGUUCAUUAACACAGUGACUAUCAUGACAAUGAAUACACCCUAGCAUUUAUGCUUGGGGAAACAAAUUUACGUUUAACUUUAUAAUUGACUGUUUUUUCCCCCCUUUCCUUUAAAACAAAAAUGAAUGUACUUUCAUGUUAGCCUUUGAUAACACAGGGGCUGGGACAAGGAUUCGGACUGUGUUCUUUCAUUUUUAGCCUUAAAUAACACAAAGGAGUCUUGAGUCUUAGCAUUUAUCAUAGUACGUCCUUUUUACAAAUCUGUUAGAAGAACUACUGAGCAUUCAGACAGUCGGUGUCGAACUAAAGAAAAAAACUGUGUGGGGCAGAUUGAGCACAGUGACUAAAAGCACCAAGCGUGAAUGCCAAAAAGGAGCGCAAACCAAGGUUUAAUGUUGCUAGCACGUUCGUUAAAGCUGGUCACCUGUCUUCUUUUGCAGUUUUAACUAUAGCGUCCCCACCAUCUGUUGAUACGUCAUCCCUCAGUCAGCCUACACCCAACAUGUAGUUUCUUUUGGAUUAUUUACAGAUCCUUGCUGAGAACAAAUAUUACCUAAACUGUAGAAAACAUUGCAUUCAUGCAGCCUCGGUGUAUAAAAACCUGAAGUCAAUGUAGCCCCCAACCAUCAAGCCAGAUCACAUUUCAUUACAACCACCUGUGACUGUGACAGAGCCAGGUCAGGUGGUGUGGUGGCCUUACCGAACUGACAGUGCCGUUAGGUGGUAGCUUUUCACAGAGGUGUCUCUUUAAAAGCAGUGCAGUGUAAGUAGCUUCUGUGAGUAGUGUCAGUCAGUGUAGGUCUGCGGCGCUUUAGGGAGUUUAGGUCUUUGCUGUUCUCUGUAGCCUUGUCUUUCUGUGUUGUGAUGACACCUCAAGGUAUGUAGAUUUAGGAAAUUCCCUUUCCUCCGUUGGUAAAAUAGGCCGGACGCCGUGGUUUUUAGCCUUUAGAAAACACUGGAUAACCUGAAACAGCAGGUCACUUCCUAUGACGUUCCUCCCCCCCACCCCUUUUUUUUUUUUUUUUUUUUUUUGGAGAUGUUAUGUUGUAGGGACCUUUUGCUCCCACAGUCUGAGUACUGUUCACUUUUGGUUAUUUUUGCUACUGGCUCCUUCCCUGUUGUUCUGGAUGCUUCAUUUCUAUCAUCAAGGACAACUCAAGUUUUUUUCUCAUUUCUUGGGGACUUGUGGUGGUUUCAGAUUGGAGCUGGCACUUGGAAAAAGGAUCAUAUCUGCUUGCGAACUGUGCAAGGUACAUCAUACUGACGCCAUGUCUUUAUUCUCAGUCUUCUCAAGCCAUUGGAAACACUGCAUUUGAAUCUUGGGAAUCAUCCAUUUAUAAAACAAAACCUGUCAUCCAUUUCUCGUCAGUUAUUUGCAUUUUUAUGUUUCAUGGGAAUAUUAAAUUUUUUUAAAAAUGCUUUUUUAUAACUUCUUACUGGCAUCCACUCACCUGGCAGUUUCCCUUAUUUCAGUGUAAGUGUCUGAAAUGUAUUUAUUUAUGAUGGAAGAUAUAUUGUUUUUUUUUUUUUGUAAUUACGUUUUUUAACCUUUUGUUCACUUUGACCCAUUGACGGCUGAUCCAGUAAGAAUUUCGUACAUGCAGCCAAGAUCGAAGCAGAAUAUGACUGUGUUAUCAAUGUUAUUUUAACAAUAAAACACUCCUCCAUUGCA